UGAAGGAUUUCCAAAAGUCAUUCCAACUGGACUUUCUGUAAGAGAUUUUGGCAGAGAAGAGCAGUUUGGGAUCGGAUCCAGGAGGGUAAAGCACUCUGACCUGGAAGGCACGUAUUUCUGGAAAGAGAAGGAGAAAAGUAAAGGAGAGAAAUGGAGAACACGCGUGGUAUCUUAUUUCAAAAAAUGUGUUAUCGGAUGGAUUAGGACUGAAAGAACAGAAUAGACCUGAAGCUUUUCCUUUAAUAUUUUCGAUUUAUCUCUGGAUAUGGACUGCCGGCUCUAAUAAAUUGUUUAAUUGACAUUUGCAGCCCAAAAACUUGGACUUGGAAUUGAAACGAAAAUAGGGUUAACCCUGCACUGCAGCUUCUCUAACAUCACCUCUGGUUUGAUUAAUCGACUAAUCAACAUUGAAACGACACCAACCUGUAAAGUGGGAGUCUAUUAAUCGAUUUUCUCAUCAUUAAGGUCGAUCUUUUUGCCAAUCUUGAUCCCCAAACCAAGAAUAACCCUUUAAUAAAACGUAUAAUAAAGUCAAAACAAAUAUGAUAUCCCUACAUGAAUUGCAUCGUAAAAUUACAACAUUACGUACUCACACUCUGCCGUAAAGCCCCUGUAAGAAUACAAGGGCAAAAGUACCAUAAAGUACUACAAUAAUGAGCAUAAACCCAACUGUCUCCAUUUGAAAUCAUUAUAAUCAUUUAAUAAGGAUUAUUAUAGCGCAAGUGCUUCGCGGGAUUCCGGUUUGGAGAUUGGAAGUUAUUUUUGGCUGCGCAAAGUAGAGCGGCUCUUCCACACCAGUGCCCGGACAGAGACAAGCUGAACGCAGAGGUCUACCUACUGUCGUACACUCCGACCCGAGACAGAUACAAGAGAGGAGAAAAGAUGCGUAGCUGCGGUUAAUUGGAACGGACUUGGAGCAGAGAGGGAUUCUAUUCUUUCUGCAAGAAGCGAGACUUUCCUCUUGCAGGCUGUAAAUCUUUUUUUUUUUGGCAGAGAGAAUGACAAACGACCUCUAUCAUUUUAUAUAAAAGACACUCGAGGAGAGAGCCAGAGGUGGGAUUAUUUCAGCAACGUCUGGUCAAGAUUCUGCUGCUUGGAUUCAGGAUUAGUUACUCCAAAAACGCCAGGUACCAGGGGAGAUGACUUCUUUAUCCCUCCUCUUCCUCCUCCUCCUCCUCGCCUUGGGAGCCUGUGACGACGUCAAGUACAUCUCUAAGAGGAACUCAGUGGAUGGAUGCAUAGACUGGUCGGUGGAUCUGAAGCAGUACCAUGUUCUGGCCGGGGAACCUCUUCGGUUGAAAUGUGCCUUGUUCUACAGCUACAUCCGAACCAACUACACCAUGGCCACCAACGCCAAACUGCGCCUCAUCUGGUACAAGAACAAAGGAGAUGCCGAGGAGCCUAUCAUCUUCUCUGGUCAUAGACUGAGUAAAGAAGAUGACUCCAUCUGGUUCAGAUCUGCGGAAAUGGAAGACAAUGGAUUCUACACCUGUGUACUAAGGAACUCGACAUACUGCAUGAAAGUGUCCAUGUCGAUGACUGUGGACGAGAGCGAUGAGGGGAAGUGCUUCAGCAGCAAAAUCCGACACCUGGAGAAAGCAGAAAUAACCCACAGCAAAAUGAUCACCUGUCCUGAUAUAGAGGACUACUUAGCUCCAUACAAGCAGCCACAGAUGACCUGGUAUAAGGAGUGUGAACGGGUUGAAUGGAGAAGCUCCAUCAUUGUUAACACUACACACGUCUGGAUUCCUGAGGUGGAGGAGGGUGACGGGGGAAAUUACACCUGUGAGUUACAGUAUGGAUCCAGACAUGUGCGACGAACGACUCAACUCAAAGUCACAGCUCUUCAGACCACUCAGCCUCCCAAGGUCCUUUUCCCCCCAGAGAGACAAGACACAUCAAUAGAAAUCACACCUGGUAUGCCUCUCAGUCUGGACUGCAAGGCUUUUUUUGGCUACAGCGGAGAAAACAGAAGGCCCAUUAUCUACUGGAUGAAAGGAGAAAAGUUUGUUGAAGAACUAGCGGGACACAUUAAAGAGAGUGAAGUCAUAAUUUUGAGGGAGCACUUAGGGGAGAAGGAGGUGCAGCUCUCCUUAACCUUUGAUGCUGUGGAGGAGGCAGACCUGGCCAACUACACCUGUUAUGUGGAGAACCACAUAGGUAGGCGCAGCGGGAGUGCCAUACUGCAGAAGAAAGACAUGUAUCGUCUGGAGUUGGCUGGUGGUCUGGGGGUCAUACUGUUGCUGUUGGGAGUCCUCACUGCACUUUACAAGUGUUACAACUUGGAGAUCAUGCUCUGCUACAGGAGGCACUUUGGAAGCGAUGAAACUGAAGACGAUAAUAAGGAGUAUGAUGCCUAUCUGUCCUAUACUAAAGUGGACCUGGACUGUUUGGGCAGAGGGAGCAGCGACGAGGAAACAUUUGCUUUGGAGAUCUUGCCGGACGUUUUAGAGAAACAUUAUGGAUUCAAGCUGUUUUUACCAGACAGAGAUCUCAUACCCAGUAGCACCUACAUCGAGGACUUGGCUCGCAGCGUGGAGCAGAGCAGACGUCUGAUCAUCGUUUUGACUCCAGAGUUUGUUGCCAAAAGAGGGUGGAGCAUCUUCCAGAUAGAGACACGCCUCCACUCCAUGCUGGUUACCGGGGAGAUCAAGGUGAUCAUGAUAGAGUGUGCAGACCUGAAGAAUGUCAUCAACUACCAAGAGGUCGAAGCCCUUAAACACACGAUCAAGGUUUUAUCCAUCAUCAAGUGGAGGGGUCCUAAGAGCAAUGAGCUGGCAUCUAAGUUUUGGAAACAGGUGGUCUACGAUAUGCCCGCUAAACGCAGAGAGACGUUGUCCAGACGCCAGGUGAUGGACUCCGGCGAACAGGGUCUCUUUGGCGACCUACAGACAACUGUGUCCACCAUUGCCAUGACAACCACCUCCGCUUCCUUGGCGCCCCAAAAUGAUAGUCGCCACGGACAUCAUCAGGUUGCCUUGGGGACGGAGAUCCCAGACUAUAACCAGAUGACGUUGCCGUUGGGAGGCGGUCACACUGCCACAGCAGCCCAAAUGAGGCACUUCUGCCGCAGCUAUGAGUUCCAGCUUCCCCCACAGCCUCCCUCCAUGUCGCCUCCCCUCCCACCUCACUCCACCGUGCAGUUCUCCACCUUGGGCCCCGGGGGGCGCCACGUCUAUUGCAACAUCCCUAUGACACUGCUGAAUGGACAGGGGUUCAGAGCUGUUCACUGGGGAACAAGAGGGGCCUCAGAGCAGUACGCUUGGGAAGAAACCAGAACUCCACAUGAACAGCACCUUUGUACCUCUCACCAGCAGAGAACUAAGCUCUGACAUUUGGUAGAGAGACUGCUCAACUGGUACUGGAUUACAGACCGGUUUACAGACUGUUUUUACACUGGAUUUGGUAAAGGUUAAGACUGGUUCCUCAUUGGGUGUUUGGACUGUGUACAGCCUUGUUUUUAAGGAGGGACUGCUUGGGGAAUGCCUACAGACUAGUUUUGAGAACCUUUAUCCCACGCCAUGACAAAAGGACUGCCUAAAGACUACAUAAGGUUUGGAUUAACAAUGGUUGGAUAAAAUGGCUGCAGAUUGCUCACAAAUUGAGCGAAUUCAUCCUGUAAAACUGAUUGUUCGCUGGCUCUGGACAACUGAGUACGGACUGAUUCAAACUGGUAUGUAAGCUGCAUAGCCAUGACCAGUGAAAGGAGCGCUACCAUACAACAUGACUGGUUGUACACAUUGGAAAUGUGCAGAGAGUUUCUGGACCUUUCUGGACAUGUGGAUGUACAAAUGGGAAAAGGUCCAGGAUACUCAAACAGUGGUAUCGACAAACAGGAGUGCUCCCACCAUGUUGGACUUUGGAGCACCAAAAAGGAACAUCUCGAAUUGCCAUCUGCUCACGGACCAGUUGUUGAUUAAUCAACUGCUUAACUUCUCGGAGAUGCCGCCCAGUAGAGUUCUCAGUAAAUCGCUCUACCUGUUGACUGGUUGGCAUGUCAGUAUACAAGGCAAAAUUCAAGCAAUGAUUUUGGAAUACCAGUCCACCUUAAAACAACAAGUCAACCUCUUGAAAAGCUAUUCCUGACUAGCUAGCUAGCUAGAUACCUGGUUUGGUUUCCUGGAAGCUAAAAUCGUUGACUUAAAAAUAAAUAGAUUCCAGCAGGAAUAUCAAGAUAAGAAGCUAUGCGUGGAGCACUUGGUGAACUGUAUAACUGAGAAAGCACACCUAGCAGGUGUAUAGGGAAAAAUAGCUAGUUGUCAAGACUAUUUGUCUCAAAGGCUAGUUACUUCUCGAGCUAAAAGCACCAGGAGGCUGCUAAGGAGCCAGCUCACCUUGUAACACAGCAAUCAGCAAGUAGUCAACUCAUCAAGAGGUGAGCUGGCCAAAAGGUAACCUUUAACCACCAAGCUAAAAGCAAAAUGGACUUGGCUUUUUUCUAUUUGCAUGACCACCCAUUUAGAUAAAAAAAAUAAUCAAAUAAAUAUAGAUAAGAGUAAAUGACACAAUCAUUUCUCGCAGCCUCUUUUAAUACGGGGGAGAAUAAACGUCUUUUGUUGAUACAGUAUUGUUUUCUGUCCGGCCAUGAAGUAAAGGUAAAACUGAUAAAGGGAAAAAAAGGAGGUGUCCCUCCAAAAGCACUUUUUUAGUUUUAGGAUAAUAUGCUUUAGAAGGGUGGUGAGCAUUUUAACCAGUCUUUGUUUUUAAAUGUUUGUUACAAUAAUCUCUGUACAGCUUCCAUAACUUAUCCAUAGACAUAUACAGGACGGUGAUUUGUUCCCUCAAGUUUCUGUUAACUCCUACGGUGUGUGAGAGCCAGAGCCUCUUCCAUUCUGUUCCUCUUUUCAUCAGUGGAUGGAUGGAUGGAUGGAUGGAUGGAUGGAUGGAUGGAUGGAUGGAUGAGUGGAUGGAUGAGUGGAUGGUUGGAGGUUAGAUAUAUUGAUGGAUGGAUGAUGAUUGGAUGAAAUGGUGGGUCAAUUGCUGAAUGGGUGGAUGGUUGGAUAGAGAUCUGAUUGGUGAGUGGAUGGAUGGAUGGAUGGAUGGAAGGAAAGAAGUGUGGAUGGAUAGAUAAAGGGUUUUAAUGGAUGGGUGGGCGGUGAGAUGGAUGAAUUGAUAGAUAAAAAGAUCAUUGGAUAAAUGGUGUUUGGAUUGAUUGUUGGUUGGUUGGAUACAUACGGUUUUUGAGUGGAUGGAAGGAUGGAUAAAUAUAUAGAUUGGUGUAGGAUAGAUGGAUGAUUGGAUAGAUUUUUGGUUGGGUGGAUGCGGUGUGGGUGGAUGGAUAGAUUCAGGGUGGAUGCAGUGUGGAUGGAUGGAUGCAGUACCAACAGCCUGAUGUUUUGAUGCUGACACACUGGAAACCAGACACUAGCUGUCAGCCGAAGGGGCUUCACUGCACACAGAGCCGGACUCCAAGCUAAACCACACUCUUCUUUGUGAGCUUUAAGAAACCAAGACUACUACCAUAAUAUUUAAGCAAAGUGAAUAAUGUUUUGAAUUUUCACAAAAGGUACUGUCAUUGUCUUAUUAGAACCAAUGAAUUCUGGAUAUUUGAGAUUGUUUGAUACAAUUAUUAACUAUUUGAGUUGUUAUAUUCGAUGGCAAUAUACAGUAUAGUGGUUGUCUUUUGAUUUCUGCUAAUUUCUUUUAAUAUUCUUUGGAUAUAUUUGUUGAAAUAAUUUAACUGAGAGCAAAUAAAAAUGAUAUGAGUUGUUUUAUACAUCUUGGAUGCCUGUCUGAUGAAACUGUUAUUUCUGUUUC
This is a messenger RNA of Eleginops maclovinus (Patagonian blennie), 5757 nucleotides long. It is a transcript of the gene il1rapl2, whose product is annotated as interleukin 1 receptor accessory protein-like 2. Lineage: Eukaryota; Metazoa; Chordata; Actinopteri; Perciformes; Eleginopidae. Gene Ontology annotation, molecular function: interleukin-1 receptor activity. Gene Ontology annotation, biological process: signal transduction. Bases 1140 to 3332 code for a protein of 730 amino acids. The transcript has 19 exons. The record is from RefSeq and is a predicted model, not a curated record.